AUGGAGCACCAUGACGGCAGACAGGACCGGUAUGUUCUUGCUCAAGCACUGUGGAAGUUCGUCCUUCUCUCGGCCCUUAUUUUUACAUUUUUCGAACCGUCAAGGAAGAUGGAUGAUUCAAGACGAACCGAAGAGCCCCGUAAUGACCUGUACCCAACAUUCGAGCGAAGCGAUCACAACCUGGAGUCAGUCCUUGGGGGAAUGUACCACUUCCGUUCGCUCGUAUGCUCCCAGCAGAACACGGAGACUCGUAUAUCGGCCAAUCGCCUACCUACCGUCCCUGCUAUCCCACGCUAUUACAACGCUAGGGCAGUGGGAGUAGAUUAUAUGCAUCCUUCGAGCGCUUCUGCCCUCACAUGGUCUCCUCCGGCUGGCCAGCCAAUGAGUGAUGUGUAUUCUGAUGAGCUCUUGGUUCAAGAACGUCCUCAAGCAGUCGCCGAUCCCUUGAUACUACCAGCCCCACUGGUCGGAGACGUUCGACAAUAUCGACACAAAAUAGCUUGUCGACUCACUGCCACCGGUAGAGGCCUGGGAGGUCGUAGUACGAUUGACCUAGCCGGUAUGAGCCAUAUGCAGUCCAAUGCGAAUCAUACAUAUGGCCUGGUCAGUGUCAAGUUUGGAAGAACGAUGGGCCCAGUUAGCAUCGUUCCUCAAUCAGAAUAUCGUCAUUCUUCCAAAGCAGGGCAGACUCGAUACGGUCGUCCACUCGACUUGACGUCGAUAGCAUUCGUCAGCGUCGAUGGCAACGGUGCCCGAGAGGAUGGAGUCAUUGUAGAGGAUGCUUUGAAGGGGUUCAAAGGCUGCCCUGUGGAGCUUGAGGGUGCGGACGAUAUCGUUCUGGAAGGUUCUGUCGUCAAUAUAACUGUGCACAUAAUGUGGUUUGGCCGGGAACCCUGGAAGAAUUUGAUCAGCACAAGAUGCUUGCAGGAGAAGCGCAUUAUCCCAAUGACUCGAGGAAUCCUCGCCCAAAGAUUAGCCAAAGCUCUGGUCAAGUUCAUGCAGCAUGUCAGAUGGCUGGAUACCAAGUCGGAAAUGUCUGCUACACCUAACGCCAGCGGUCUUCUCUCCAUCCCAGCUGCGGGUCAAAUGGUCAUACGCAGUCUCAAUCCUGUGACUCACGGCGGGUGGCAAGUAGACCUCGCUGUUGCUGGCGUUCGCCCUAUUAUUUAA
This is a messenger RNA of Stereum hirsutum FP-91666 SS1, 1170 nucleotides long. RefSeq lists its product as uncharacterized. The record is from RefSeq and is a predicted model, not a curated record. Lineage: Eukaryota; Fungi; Basidiomycota; Agaricomycetes; Russulales; Stereaceae. The transcript has 6 exons. The coding region runs from base 1 to 1170 and encodes 389 amino acids.